Rotaria sp. Silwood2 is the source of this 300-nucleotide messenger RNA. The record is from the annotation of a GenBank genome assembly. NCBI's taxonomy places the organism in Eukaryota, Metazoa, Rotifera, Eurotatoria, Philodinida, Philodinidae.
AUGGAUGAAUGUAAACGUAUUUGCAAUCGUCUUACUAUUAUGGCUCAUGGUCAACUAGCCUGUCUAGGUACAAUGCAACAUUUAAAAUCAAAAUUUCGUCAAGGUUAUACAAUUGAAAUAAAAGUUCGUUCAACAGAUAAUGAUCUAAAUGCAACAACAAUGCAAAAUGUUCAAUCAUUUUUAUUAUCUCAAAAACAAUAUCAGAUUGAAGUUAAAGAAACAACACAAUCAACCGGUUUAUUUCAAGUAGUUGGUAGUACACCAGCUGAACUAUUUCAAUUACUUGAAGAACAUAAAUAA